AUGUCGUCCCAAUACCUUUCUCUAUUAGACAUACCUUUUGACGUUCGCCUCAUCGUCUAUGAAGCCAUCUUGGCUGAUCAUCAAAGUGUGAAACGAAAUCGCCAACCCUCGAAUGCCCAUAUCCUUAUUCUUCAUACGUGCAGGCAGAUCUUUUAUGAAGCAAGCCCACUAUUCCAUAAGUAUGUCUCCCUGCGAAAUGAUUGGGAGGUAGAUCACUACCUCACAUAUCUGGCUUCUGAGUCGGAAGCUGCCAAAAAAGUUCGCUGGGCCGAUGUUGCCAACGAUGGACGUGUCUUGGAGGACACUGCGCAUGGCCAGGCUGGCCCAGCUUCUCGGUUGUAUCUUGUAUUAGGAAUGUUCCUAUCGUUGGAGAAGCUGCGGGUCUUCAAUGUUCGUCAUUAUCAUCCCCACACAAUCUCAAGUAGGUAUCGGUUAAACUUUGAGCUAGCUAUGUUUCCUGGCGCAAAGGGUCACAAGCCACUCUUGCAUGCAUACGAGCUCCACCUAGAUCCAUCCACAAGGGCGAAUCCCUUCCAAACGAUUCCUUCAGAUCACAUUCGUUAUCUGCGUCUAUCAGGAGAUUGUCAUUUCAAGAAAACACCUUUUCCUGUCCUUCGCCAUCUCACCAUUCAGAGUGUUACAAGCAACGCGCUUGAUCAGAUCCGCUUCGACACCACCUUUCCCGACUGUCAACUCGAUUCCUUCAUCCACGCACAAGGUCAUAGACUUGGUUUCGAAAUCAGAGAUGCCCAUCUGGAAUCCCUUUUGGCAGGGCCAGGGUCACGCCUUCGCAAACUCGUCCUAUUGGGCAGUAGCCGACUCUCAAGUGCAGCCAUCACUUCAUGCCUCCGCAGCUUGCCCACCCUGGAGUACUUUGCUCUCUGCCUCAUUACUGUAAACGAGCUGCGUGAAAACUUUAUUCUAGCUCUGGGACCUUCACUCCAAGUGCUCAAGUUGCAAAUAACUCAUGCGUGGUAUGCGGUGCCCCUAUUCGAAGAAGAGCGAAUCAUUUGCGACACGCUAGAGGAGAGAAUUCUGCUUCGGCACUCGCUCCAUAAAGUGGUACAUGUCUCAUUUCAUAGUCAGUUGAUGGCCGAGGAUGGCCGACAAGAUAGGUGGAAGAACAUUGCCGUUGCACAGCAUCUGUCACUAAAGAUAGGACCCUGGGAAGAUGAGGAGGAAACAUAA
Suillus paluster is the source of this 1188-nucleotide messenger RNA. RefSeq lists its product as uncharacterized. Bases 1 to 1188 code for a protein of 395 amino acids. The record is from RefSeq and is a predicted model, not a curated record. The transcript has 3 exons. Lineage: Eukaryota; Fungi; Basidiomycota; Agaricomycetes; Boletales; Suillaceae.